This is a messenger RNA of Stylonychia lemnae, 1542 nucleotides long. Lineage: Eukaryota; Ciliophora; Spirotrichea; Sporadotrichida; Oxytrichidae. The record is from the annotation of a GenBank genome assembly.
AUGUUGCACAUUCACAAAUCACACUCAGAUUGCCAAAUAGCUAUGUUCAAGAGCCUUAAGAAGCAAGACCUAUAAAUUACGAUAACAAGUCUCAAGCAUAAGGUUAUAAAUUCUUUCAACUCAUCUGCAUUCUAAACUCCAAAUAAAGAGAACAAUUUAAAUGCUGUAUCUUCAUUUAAAGAUAAUUCUGAGUAUCAAGAUAGUUUUAGCAAAAACUUUAAAAAUUCCGCAAAGCUUUUAAAGACCAGCAAAAAAGUAAGCCCUACUGCUAACUAAAAGAAUCCCAAUGCGAAAUCAGAAAAAUAUUCACUCACUCAGCUAAGUCCUUCACCAUUCACUUCAGAUUCUUUUGAAAUAGUGAAAGUUGAAAAUUACUUGUUAAAGGGGCGAGCAGCCAUUCAGAGCAAAAAAUAGAAUGAUGGUUCUAGAGUUUAAACUUAAACGGACAGAAUUAUUUGGUCUGAUCAUGAAUUUAAUCACUUAAGAUCUUAAUCCCUACUUAAAUUCGAGAGAUUGAAUAUGGCUCAGCUUCUAUAAAGAAACAAGUAAAAUGUCUUUUCCAAGAUCCAAAAACAUAAAGAGAAUCUAGAUUUGGUUAGAACUUAAGUGAGUUCUAAGUUAAAGAUACAUUACCAAGACAUAUAACAAAAGGAUACUUUUUUGAUUAAUAUAGAUGAAAACUCAAAGAGGCUCUAUUAUGAGAUAUAAAAGUACUUCACUGAAAUCAAAAGCUUCUGGGAUUUCAUCAAAGGUGACUUGUACUAAAAGCUAUACAGUAAAGAUCUAGUUAAGCUUGCUAACUAAAACUAAAAGACAGUAAAACUUUCAUAAUUUGUGCCUCACUUCAUCAAAGAUGCCAAUCUUACCCAAAAAAUCUUAAAGGCCAACAUUUCUUAAGGCAUUACUAUAGAGUAAGCUACUCAGAUUGUAAGGGCUAUUGACUUAGAGUUUGAAGCUCACUCGAGAUUAGGGGCAAAGUAGGCAUCCAAUAAAAGAAGGGCAAAGAAAAAUCAGUAAAAACAUAAAAAGAAGUUAGAAUAAGAGUUGAUCAAAGCUUCUUAAAUUUAGAUAACAAAAUCAUUAUCAACUCCAGACAUUUCUAAAAAUUAAUAAAAUAUUGAGAAUAAGAGCCGAGAUAUUAUAGUAAAGGAUGAAGAUGAAGUUGGCUCACUGACUCCCAUUGCAGUGGAGUUAGAGCAAGAAGAACCUUAAAAGAUUCAAAAUUCUCUGACCCCAGUAAAGUUAGAUGAUUUUAAAUUACCCUUGAAAAAAUUUCUAAGUGACUCUAAGGUAAACCUAAAGGCUGAUAUCAAUGUGAUGCAAUUCUAGUAUUAAGAUUCCUAUAAGAAGCGUAAACUCAGUGAUGAGCAGGAAUAUUUCCGAUGUUCAGGAUACGAAACUGUUGCUUCAUCAAGUUAUGAGAGUCCAAACUAAUCUAUUCCUGCUUUUAAUACUCAUGGAAUCAAUCUUGCAUAUAAUUCUAAAAAGUACAAUCACUCAGCUCAGCCUACCAUAAAUCCUCCUUUUGUUGCUAGAAAAUGA